Molecule: messenger RNA, 1524 nt
Organism: Anopheles darlingi
Lineage: Eukaryota; Metazoa; Arthropoda; Insecta; Diptera; Culicidae
Gene: Alg10
Product: putative Dol-P-Glc:Glc(2)Man(9)GlcNAc(2)-PP-Dol alpha-1,2-glucosyltransferase
Exons: 3
Coding region: 52-1356 (434 amino acids)
Biological process (GO): protein N-linked glycosylation; dolichol-linked oligosaccharide biosynthetic process
Cellular component (GO): endoplasmic reticulum
Molecular function (GO): dolichyl pyrophosphate Glc2Man9GlcNAc2 alpha-1,2-glucosyltransferase activity
Source: RefSeq, a predicted model, not a curated record
AUCGACACGUUUAUUUUCCACGUUGGAGUUCCGAGAUAAAAAUCGUAGGAAAUGAUUUCGAAACUCCUGCCCUUUUUACUGCUGUGUGCGUUUGCUCUAGUGUCGUUGCUGGUAUUUCAUAAAGUGUACGAAACCUCCCAGCUCGUUAUCGACGAAGAAUUCCACCUUCGACAGGGCGACCAUUAUUGUCGUGGUCGUUUUCAAAAAUGGGAUCCCAAAAUUACCACGUUUCCCGGACUUUACCUCGCUUCGGCAGCAAUACUGAGCCCUCUAAAUGCUUGUUCCAUUUAUGGUCUGAGACUCACCUCACUGAUCGCGGCGAUCGUCAACGUCUUGCUGAUGUACCAGAUUAGGAAAAGCUUCAUCCAGCGUAAAACCAACACCGAUCUGUUGCUGGAAGUGGCCUCGUUGUCGCUCCUACCUCCCCUGUACUUCUUCUCGCAUCUUUACUACACCGAUGUCCUUUCGGUAACUGCGGUUCUGCUGCUGGUGCUCUCCGGCGAACGACGUCACCACAGCUUGGCGGCCCUGUGGGGCUUUUGUGCUGUGCUGAUGCGCCAAACCAACAUCGUCUGGGUAGGAUUCGUUUGUGGAUCGCGUGUCAUCGAUCUGCUGCUAUCGAAGGGCAGCUUAAAAGAGCUCGUACUAUCACCGUCCCGCAUGUUCAAUCUUAUCCAAGAGAUAUUAGAGCGAUUUUGGGCAUAUGCCCUCGUGAUGGGAAGUUUCGUAGCCUUUUUGGUGGUCAAUGGUUCCAUCGUAAUUGGGGAUAAAUCCGCCCACGAAGCAGCGCUGCAUGUUCCUCAGCUAUUCUAUUUCACGUUGUUCUUUGCUAUGUUCAGCUCAUCGCUAGUGCUGCCUGCUGCUUCCGAUAUCUUGAAGACCGCGAUUCGAAGAUGGUACCUCACAAUAAUCGUGUGUGCUGUCGUCGGUGCCAUCAUUCAUUUCAAUACCAUUGUACACCCCUAUUUGUUGGCUGACAAUCGUCAUUACACAUUCUACCUUUGGAAUCGAUUCUAUGGCCGUUGGUGGUUCGCUCGAUAUCUGCCAAUCCCGGUUUAUGUCAUUGGUGGAUUGCUUCUGUGGAAGGCCAGUAUGCAGCGUCAGACGUACGGCUUCAUCCUGCUUUCAACGGUGGCUAUCAUUGCGUCCGUAGCACUCCAGCAACUCCUGGAAGUGCGAUAUUUUUUGCUACCAUUCCUGGUGCUUCGAUUGCUCCGUAAAGGUGGUGUUUCGAGGCGCGCCCUCGUAGUAGAACUGUUAGUUAACGUUAUCAUCAACAUCAUUACGUUUGCGAUCUUCUUCCAUAAAGAAAUCGCGUGGAAAGAUUACAAACAACCGCAGAGAAUGAUGUGGUGAAAGACUACCUAGAAUUGAAUCCUAAUUGCGAUUCCAUAAUGACACUGAUGGCAUAAAAUGUCUCUCGUGAAUCCCACAAAGUCUGAUACUAGUACUAUGUUAGAAUUAGGUGAGCCCAGUUGUGAGUAGAGACGAGGUAAAGUAGCAAUUAGUAUGGCAUUUAUUGUA